AUGGCUUCUGAGGUUACAGCAAGGCAAUUUAGUCCUCUGAAACGCUUAGAGCCUCCCUCCAAUUCAUAUUACAAGAUGACUCAGAAGCAGCACGAGGGUCUGCUCAAGAGAAUGUAUAUGCCUUUUGUGAGAGGACCAGAGGACAGGCAUUAUUUUCCUAGUUUUGAAGACAAGUACAGUCAUUCUUUUCUCAAAUCCAAUCCGUACACUCCGCCUGAAGAGAAAAACUACCCUUUUGCUCCACACCGGGAUGAUGUGCCAGCCGUUAACACCUUCUCAGGAUUUGUGAGCCCAGGAGCUGACGCUGACCAGAAUGUAUCCUCCGGUACAAUCCCUGAAUCCCCUAAGGGUGGCAGAGACGCACCACUUCCUCAGCAAGCCGUACCUGUCCCGCACAGGAGAGCUGAGACUUCAUGUGGAAGGCCUGCCCUGCUACUGAAAGGGCUAAACCAAGACCGACGCUGGAACUCCCGAUGGGUGCCAGAAGUUUCUCUCAAGGCACAAGCUGCAAAAUGGAUAAAUCCUGUAAAAGUUAUGCCUGUUCUACCUGAAGUUAAAGAAUGUUUCUCACCGCAUACGUUUAUAUUUAAAGAGGACUCAGGCGCUAAGUCAAGUGAUCCUUCCUCUGAAGCCUGCCAAGAUGAGAAAGCCCGGAAGUAUAUGUAUACCUCGGCGACACAAAGCGGAUAUGAAGACGUUCCUUGGGACAGAAUGUUACUACCCAAGCCCCAGAUAGAUCCAACUCUAGAAGCCAUGACUGAUUGUGUGUCCCAGUGUUUUAAACUAAAGCGAUACGAAGCAGCACCAGAAAUAAGCCAAGUUGCCGGAGGCCUCUGGGACAGAUUUCAGACAAGAUCCUUCACUGUACCCCACAAGCCAAUUAAUUUCGUCAGCCCAAGUUCUCGAACUGAGCAAAUCCCUUUGUAUACAGGCCAUAUUGGUGCGGAGAAUUUUGACGAUGUUGACAAUGCGAAUGUUGACUUAAUUAUGCAUGGCAAAGUUCGUACCGUAAAGCCUUGCUACGUGAAAUCGUCUUACGCUCUCAACACCUCUGGAUACACCGGCAAGGUUCACUGGUCAGCUACCCAACCAGCAAAUUCUAAUCUUCCACCAACAUCGCCAUCCACAAUUUCACGAAUGCAUGGGCACAUGGUUAAGCAAGGGCAGCCAACUAAAUUUCCACAUCUGGGCCCCUUGUCACAGCUUGUUACACCCACUGAACCUCAAAACUCUUUUAAUAAGAAGGUGAAAGAAAGAAUUAAAAUUUGA
This is a messenger RNA of Eublepharis macularius, 1269 nucleotides long. RefSeq names its product spermatogenesis associated 48 (gene SPMIP7). The record is from RefSeq and is a predicted model, not a curated record. NCBI's taxonomy places the organism in Eukaryota, Metazoa, Chordata, Lepidosauria, Squamata, Eublepharidae. The coding region runs from base 1 to 1269 and encodes 422 amino acids. The transcript is spliced from 9 exons.